Vigna unguiculata (cowpea) is the source of this 2002-nucleotide messenger RNA. RefSeq names its product beta-hexosaminidase 2-like. Gene Ontology annotation, molecular function: beta-N-acetylhexosaminidase activity. Gene Ontology annotation, cellular component: membrane. Lineage: Eukaryota; Viridiplantae; Streptophyta; Magnoliopsida; Fabales; Fabaceae. Gene Ontology annotation, biological process: glycosaminoglycan metabolic process; carbohydrate metabolic process. The record is from RefSeq and is a predicted model, not a curated record.
ACUCUUAAACCACUUCCAUCCAUUUUCAAAACACAAAUUCCUCGUAUAUAUAAUAAUCCUUAACUCCACCCAUCACAACCUUAAAACCAAACAUUCCAACACACCAUGGAAAAACCAGAAACAACACUCCUUUUAUCACUUCUCUUCCUCUUCUCAUCAUGCUCGUGUUUCACACUCAACAAUGCACACUCAACCACCAUCCUUAACGUCUGGCCCAAACCCAGAAACCUCACGUGGGCCCCACCAUAUCAAGCCACCCUCAUUGCUUCCAACUUCACCAUCACCACCACCACUCCCCACCACAACAAACACCUCUCCGCCGCCAUCACCCGCUACCAAAACCUCGUAAUAUCCGAACACCACCACCCACUUCUCCCCCCAGCAGUCAAUAUCUCCAAAAUCCUUCCACCAUUACAGUUUCUCACCCUCGUCGUCCAAGACCCUGAUGCAGAACUCGUUCAUGGUGUCGACGAGUCCUACACCCUCUCCAUCCUCCCUUCUUCAGCCAUCCUCACUGCCAACACUACGUGGGGCGCCAUACGAGGACUUGAAACUUUCUCCCAGCUUGCAUGGGGUCUCCCCACGUGUGUUGCGGUGGGAGUGCGCGUGUGGGAUUCUCCACUCUAUGCCCACCGUGGGAUCACGUUGGACACGUCGAGGAACUACUACCCCGUGAAGGACUUGUUGAGGACGGUGGAAGCCAUGAGCAUGAACAAGCUCAACGUCUUGCACUGGCAUCUCACCGACUCACAAUCUUUUCCACUUGUGCUUCCCUCUGAGCCUUCUUUGGCUGAAAAGGGUGCUUAUGCUUCUCACAUGGUGUACACACCAGAGGAUGUUAAAACGAUUGUGGAGUUUGGUCUCGAUCGUGGGGUUCGUGUUCUGCCAGAGAUUGAUGCGCCUGGGCACACAGGAUCUUGGGCUUUAGCCUACCCUGAGAUUGUAACUUGUGCAAACAUGUUCUGGUGGCCACCUAGCGGCGAUAUCCUUGCUGCAGAACCAGGAACAGGUCAUUUGAACCCUCUAAACCCCAAGACUUACCAGGUCCUAAAGAAUGUCAUACGUGACACGACCACAUUGUUCCCAGAACCAUUUUACCACUCAGGUGCCGAUGAGGUUAUACCAGGUUGCUGGAAAACUGAUCCAACAAUUCAGAAAUAUCUAUCAGAUGGUGGAACUCUCAACCAAGUUCUUGAGAAGUUUAUCAACAACACUCUCCCUUUCAUUCUGUCCCUCAACCGCACCGUUGUCUAUUGGGAAGAUGUUUUACUGGAUGAAACAGUCCAUGUUUCGUCCACAAUUCUUCCCAAGGAGCAUGUGAUUUUGCAGACAUGGAGCAAUGGACACAACAACACUAAAAAGAUAGUUUCUUUGGGAUACCGCACCAUUGUGUCAUCAUCAGACUUCUAUUACCUGGAUUGUGGCCAUGGUGACUUUGUAGGGAACAACAGUGUCUAUGAUCAGCAGAAUGGGGAUGACAAAGACAACGGUGGCUCUUGGUGUGGACCUUUUAAGACAUGGCAAACCAUAUACAAUUAUGAUAUAGCCUAUGGGUUGAAUGAGGAAGAGGCAAAAUUGGUUUUGGGUGGGGAAGUAGCACUGUGGUCUGAACAAGCUGAUGGAACUGUUUUGGAUGCAAGAAUUUGGCCAAGAACUUCUGCAUUGGCUGAGACAUUGUGGUCAGGAAAUAGGGAUGAAAAGGGUGUGAAAAGAUAUGCAGAGGCCACAGAUAGACUGAAUGAAUGGAGAAGCAGAAUGGUCAAUAGAGGAAUAGGGGCUGAACCAAUUCAGCCCCUUUGGUGUGUUAGGAACCCUGGUAUGUGCAACACGGUUCAUUAAACCUAAUUGCAUUCUUCCUCUGUCAUGAAAUGGAAGGAAAACAGUAAAAAGAAGAUAUUCAAUCAAACCUUUUCUUUUACUUCUAGCAAAAACAGAUACUUAAGUCAAAAUAUAUCUUAUAGCUGUGUAGGAGUCUUUGAAAAAGCUAUUGCUGUAUGAUGAG